AAUUGAUAAAUGUAUAUAUAUAUAUGCAGAGUCUUGUGACUAAAUAACCAUCACAGCUGACACACAAAUAAUCAUCACAAUACAGUAGGGAAGAUAAAACAUGCCGACUACAUUCACGAUGGUCGGAGGUGAAGGUCCUAACAGUUACCAACAACAUUCUACACAUCAGGGAGCAUUGCUUGAAGCUUCAAAGGAGAAGAUCAACGAAGCCAUCUCCACUAAGCUCGGCAUUGAUUUCACUUCAGGUCUCAUUAGCAUUGCAGAUUUCGGUUGUUCCACUGGACCUAACACUUUCGCCGCCGUACAAACCGUAAUAGAUGCCGUGGAACACAAGUAUCAAAAAGACAUUGAGUUCCAAGUUUUCUUCAACGAUUCUUCAAACAACGAUUUCAACACUCUCUUCAGGACACUUCCUCCUGCUAGAAGAUAUUUUGCAACUGGAGUUCCAGGGUCUUUCUUUGGUCGUGUUCUUCCUAAGAACAGUUUCCAUGUGGGAGUUGCUUCUUUCGCACUCCAUUUCGUAUCCAAGAUUCCUAAGGGAGUUAGAGAGCGCCAUUCUCCAGUGUGGAACAAGGACAUACAUUGCACUGGAUUCUCGAAAGAGGUAGCAAACUUGUACCUUGAUCAAUACAAGAUAGAUGUGGGGAGUUUCUUGAACGCGAGAGCUCAAGAGCUCGUCUCCGGUGGAUUGCUAUUGUUUCUUGGACAUUGUCUACCAAAUGGGGUUCAAAUGUCCGAAACGGUUAAUGGAAUGAUGAUUGAUAUCACUGGAUUUGCUCUUAAUGAAAUUGCCAAGAAGGGUCUUAUUGAUCAAGAAAAGCUCGACGCUUUCAAACUGCCUGUCUAUCUUGCACAUGCGGAUGAGUUGAAGCGAAUAAUCGAGAACAACAAAUGUUUCAGGACCGAAGUAUUCGAAAAAAUUAGUCAUUCAAAGGAAGAAUAUCAGAUAGACUCAGACUAUUUAACGGUCGCAUUUAAGGUCACAGUUGGAGGAUCUGUCGCUUCUUACUUUGGCGAAGAUGUAAUGGAGAAAACCUAUGAGAUUGUGAAGGAGAAGACACAAGAACUACUUCCACAGAUAGCCAACGCCAAACCCGGAAUGCAAUACCUCAUUGUGCUUCGAAAAACCUGAUUUCCUGAUAACCGUAGAUCUAUGAGGUGAGAUCAUUCUGAGACAAUGUUUUACUUUUACCAUUACAAUGAUGUGUUUGUGUUCGUUAUUCAUGGUGUUGAUUCUAAUGUCCAAUAAAAUAUUAAUAUGAAUAACUAUAAGUGAUUAGAUUGCA
Brassica rapa (field mustard) is the source of this 1286-nucleotide messenger RNA. Its product is annotated as farnesoic acid carboxyl-O-methyltransferase. Gene Ontology annotation, molecular function: methyltransferase activity. Lineage: Eukaryota; Viridiplantae; Streptophyta; Magnoliopsida; Brassicales; Brassicaceae. The record is from RefSeq and is a predicted model, not a curated record.